AUUUAAACAGAAAAGAGAACUGAAAAGACACUGAGGAACUACGACAUCAUCAACUGACGAACAGUCAUUUGAGGUGGAUUCAUACUCAGACACACUCAUCCUGUCAUGGAUUAUAAAGCAGGAGGCAAAGUGGACAGAGCUGCAGCAUCGCAAUGGAGAAUCAACAAAGAUGGACAGGUGCUGGGCAGAAAAUAUCAUUCAUACCAAAUUUAACCAAGGUUUCCUUCAACCGCGAUGGAAAAGUUUGCUCUUGCUAUCAAAUACAAGGUACAGAUGGAUCCAACCGGCUGGUUUUACUCUGCCUGGGACUGCUGAACGUUGUUUUGCUGAUAACUGCGGUGGUUCUCGGGGUUAACUGUGCCAAAGUCAGAGAGGGUUCCCUCCAUGUUUCACACUCAGCUGUAGCACCGAUCAUCGAUGAGCUGAACUUUCUCCGCAGCAACCACAGUGAUGUGAUCGAAGCUGAAGAGGAAGCCAAGAUCGCCUUAGAGAGGGCAGCUAAAAACCAUGCACAACUGAAGGAGAAAAUCGAGAAGCAGAGGACCAUCAAUGACAAUUAUCAGAAGCAGGUUGAGGAACUGCAAGAAGAGCUGAUACAUCUGCAGUCCAAUAUGUCGGCUUUGGAGGGGACUUGUGGCAGGUGCCUCCCUGGAUGGGUUCUUUACAACUCGUCCUGCUAUUACUUUUCUGUCAUUGAGUCCUCUACUAUCAAAAAGAACUGGCAUGAUAGCAGAGCUGACUGUAUUAGAAAAGGAGCUGACCUGAUUGUGAUCGACAACAAGGAGGAGCAGAGAUUUGUGAGUGACUGCUCUGAAAACGCAAAAACUGGAUAUUCCAUCUUUGAGGACGGAUUCUGGAUUGGUCUCACUGACACAAAGAGCGAGGGGACAUGGGUCUGGAUUAAUAAUGUCACAGAAGUGGAACAAAGGUACUGGAUGGAUCACCAAAUACACUUGAUGUAUGAUGAAAGUUUGUAUAGUGACAGGUUCUACAUUUAUGAAGAACCAGAUAGCGUGGCAUCGAGAGAAGACUGUGCGGUUGCAGUUCAUAGCCCCAGUAAUCCCUGGAAGACACGUUAUCAUGCCAGCUGUCAACGUGAACACAGACACUGGAUAUGUGAGAUGACAUCAAGCUAAAAUAGAGAAGUACUGCCAAAGCAGAAAACACAAGCAUAUGUUUGUAACUCUUCCAAAAAACAAAUAAAACACCUUUUAGAUUGA
This is a messenger RNA of Acanthopagrus latus (yellowfin seabream), 1220 nucleotides long. Its product is annotated as oxidized low-density lipoprotein receptor 1-like. Gene Ontology annotation, molecular function: D-mannose binding; fucose binding. Gene Ontology annotation, biological process: biological process involved in interspecies interaction between organisms. The record is from RefSeq and is a predicted model, not a curated record. Gene Ontology annotation, cellular component: external side of plasma membrane. The transcript is spliced from 6 exons. NCBI's taxonomy places the organism in Eukaryota, Metazoa, Chordata, Actinopteri, Spariformes, Sparidae. The coding region runs from base 153 to 1136 and encodes 327 amino acids.